UUUAAGUUAAUUCCCCUUUUAUAAGGUAAGAAGAUAGAGCUAGAGAUCUAUUUCUCCAUACUAUAGAUACAAGUUCGUGUAUAAAGUUCAAAACUUUCUCUCAUCACCAAAGAAAAAAUCACCAAGGUACAAAAAGAGAAUUAACCAUAAAAAUUUCAUAGUUAAGAAGUACAAUCUUUAAUAAGAUAUAAGGGCACCUAGAACGAAUAUAGCAUCAUGGGUGUUCCAGCAUUGUUUAGAUGGUUGUCUCGUAAAUACCCCAAAUGUAUUUCACCCGUUGAAGAAGAAGACGUUGAUGAAGAGAUUGGUGGAGCAAAGUAUAGUGACAAGAACCCCAAUGGAGAAAUUGAUAAUUUAUAUUUAGAUAUGAAUGGGAUUGUUCAUAAUUGUACUCAUCCUGAACAUAAACCUGCUCCAACCACAGAAGAUGAAAUGUUUUUGGAUAUUUUCACGUAUACUGAUAGAGUUUUAAUGAUGGCUAGACCCAGAAAAGUAUUGAUGAUUUCAAUUGAUGGAGUUGCUCCAAGAGCUAAAAUGAAUCAACAAAGAGCCAGAAGAUUUAGAGCUGUUCAAGAUGCUAAGAUACAGAAUGAAGAGAAAGAACGUGAUAUAAAAGAACGUGAAAUGAGAGGAGAGGUGAUAGAUACUUCUAUAAAGGAAAAGAAAUCUUGGGAUACUAAUGUUAUCACUCCCGGUACUCCAUUUAUGGAUGGAUUAACUGAAGCAUUAAGAUAUUGGACCGCAUAUAAAUUUGCAACUGAACCAGGUUGGGCAGACUUACAAGUUAUCAUUAGUGAUGCCAGUGUACCAGGUGAAGGUGAACAUAAAUUAAUGAAUUUCAUAAGGCUGCAAAGACAAGAUCCUCAAUAUAAUCCAAAUACUAGACAUUGUAUAUAUGGUUUAGAUGCCGAUUUGAUUUUCUUAGGUUUAGCUACUCAUGAACCUCAUUUCAGAAUUUUAAGAGAAGAUGUGUUUGCAAAUCAAGAUAAAAGAAUGACUGUAUCAGAUCAACUUUCAAUUACUUCUGAACAAGAAGCAGCCAUUGCUGAAAGAGAUAAAAAGAAACCAUUCUUAUGGUUACAUAUCAACGUAUUAAGAGAAUACUUGGCUCUUGAAUUAUAUAAUCCCCAACUACUGUUUCCUUAUGAUCUUGAAAGAGCCAUUGAUGAUUGGAUCUUUAUGUGUUUCUUUGUGGGUAAUGAUUUCUUACCUCAUAUGCCAAGUUUGGAUGUUAGAGAUAAUGGGAUUGAACUUCUUGUCAAUUGUUGGAAACGAUUAUUACCUCAUUUGAAAGAUUAUUUAACCUGUGAUGGUAAUCUUAAUAUGGAUUCAGUUGAAAAAGUUAUGGCUUCAGUAGCAUCUCAAGAAGAUGAUAUUUUCAGAAAGAGAAGAGAUAAUGAAUUAAGAAGAGAAGAAAGUCAAAAGAGAAGAAAACUUUUACAAGAUGAAGAGAAAAAAUUAAAGAGUGUAUAUGGUAAACAAGUUUCAAAAGGGAGUGAUAGAGCUCCAUUAAUGGCUGAUAUGAAUAUGCCAUUAAUGACCACAAGUGGUGAAUUGGUGGAGGGUUAUGCACAACUUUCAAAUAAAGAUAUUGUCCAUAAUAGAGAUAUAAUAACGAAAGCAAAUAUGUCUAAUGCUGAUGCAGCAUCUGCGUUAAAGAAAUUAUUGGAUUCUAAAAAAUCUAAUAAUGGUGGUAUAAGUGCAGUUGAAGCUUUAAAACAAGUUCAAGAUGAAGAAACUUCACAAGAUAAUUCCACUACUGAAGUAGAAGAUGAAGAAUCUACUCCUACGGCUACAAGUGCUGCUAGUAAGAAGAGAUCAUUUGAUGAUGAUGUUGAAGCUCAAAUCAAUGGUGAUGUCCAAUUAUGGGAACCAGGAUAUAGAAAGAGAUAUUAUGAAACUAAAUUCCAUGCUAAAACUGAAGAAGAAAUCGAAAGUACUAGACGUGAUGUUGUACGUUGUUAUCUUGAAGGUAUUUCAUGGGUUUUACUUUAUUAUUAUCAAGGAUGUCCUGCAUGGCAAUGGUAUUAUCCAUAUCAUUAUGCUCCAUUUGCGGCUGAUAUUGCCAAUGUUCAUGAAAUAGUUGGAGAAGAAGGGAUUAAAUUCAAACAAGGAAAUCCAUCAAGACCAUUUGAACAAUUGAUGUCGGUUUUACCAGCUGCUUCUGGUCAUGCUUUACCUGAACAAUUCCGAGAUUUAAUGAGUAAUCCAAAUAGUGAAAUUAUUGAUUUUUAUCCUGAAGAUUUUAAGAUUGAUAUGAAUGGGAAAAAAAUGAGUUGGCAAGGUAUUCCAUUAUUACCGUUCAUUGAUGAAGAUCGAUUAUUAAAAGCUGUUCAUGGAGUUUAUCCUUUGUUAAGCGAGUAUGAAAUGGAUAGAAAUACAAAUAAACAAGAUGUAUUAUUCAUUUCAACUAAGAAUAAGAAUUUUAAAAAGUUUUCUCAAACUUUAUAUAUCAAUGAUAAUGAACAACUUCAAUUCCAUUGUGCCAAGACGAAUUUAUCCGGUACAGCUAUCAAACAUGAAAAGUAUAGUGUGGAUGGUAAAUUAGUAUUUCCUUUGAAACAAGGUAACAUGCCUGAUGUUUCUAAUGGUGAUUAUCUUUUGGUAACAUAUAAGAAGCCGGCCAAGAAACUUGGUAAGUCAAUGCUAUUGAAUGGGUUUAUACCUGGUGUAGUGGCACUUAAUGAGGAAGAUAAGAAUAAUAUUUUAUUUGGAUAUCAAAGAAAUGGUGGUGGUGGUGGUAGAUAUAAUACUCCUCAAGAUAAUAGGGGUUAUAUCAAUCAUGGUCCAUCAGGAAAAGAGAUUUAUCUUGCUUAUAACAUGAGAAGAGGAGGAUAUAGAUCUUAUACUGAACAUAUGUUGAAUAAGACAAGUUAUUAUGAGCAGAAUGCCACUGCUCAAAGAUCUCAAAAUAGUAAUUACAGAACAGGAUAUAAUAAUAAUUAUAAUAAUAAUAACAACAAUUACAAUAAUGGGGGUUAUAAUGGUAAUAAUAAUGGUUAUAACAAUUACAAUAAUGGUGGUAAUAAUAAUUACAACAAUAAUAACAAUUAUAAUAAUAAUUACAACAAUAAUAAUAAUAAUAAUAACAACAAUUACAGUAACAAUAGAUAUCCAAGUCAAAACAGGCAAUAUAAUAAUGCUGGUAAUGGUGGUUACUCAUCAUAUUCUAACACUGAAUCAAGUAGAUCAGGAUAUUUACCUCCUCCGCCAGGAAGAGGGAAUAAUAAUAAUGGAAGAAAUGGUUAUAGAAGAUAACUCUAAAGCAAU
Messenger RNA from Scheffersomyces coipomensis, 3270 nucleotides. It is a transcript of the gene RAT1, whose product is annotated as ssRNA exonuclease. The coding region runs from base 217 to 3258 and encodes 1013 amino acids. The record is from RefSeq and is a predicted model, not a curated record. Gene Ontology annotation, biological process: nucleobase-containing compound metabolic process. Lineage: Eukaryota; Fungi; Ascomycota; Pichiomycetes; Serinales; Debaryomycetaceae. Gene Ontology annotation, molecular function: 5'-3' RNA exonuclease activity; nucleic acid binding. The transcript has a single exon. Gene Ontology annotation, cellular component: nucleus.